This is a messenger RNA of Raphanus sativus (radish), 1275 nucleotides long. Its product is annotated as NAC domain-containing protein 21/22-like. Gene Ontology annotation, biological process: regulation of DNA-templated transcription. Lineage: Eukaryota; Viridiplantae; Streptophyta; Magnoliopsida; Brassicales; Brassicaceae. The transcript is spliced from 2 exons. Bases 317 to 856 code for a protein of 179 amino acids. The record is from RefSeq and is a predicted model, not a curated record. Gene Ontology annotation, molecular function: DNA binding.
CACAAGCAUGGACCCAUUUAAUCUUACAAUAAUGUAUGAAACUCUAACUUGGCAUCUUUCAUCCUUUGCUACAUGCAUGUUAUGUAUUAUUCUAUUUCCAUAUAUCAUAUAUGCUAAUUCCCCCUAUCUAUAAAUAUAUACAUAAUUAAACCUAUAUAUGUAUCUAUACACCCCCGCCCCCUCCCUUUCCCUCUCCCCCCUCCUCCUCUAUUAAAGCUAUUCUUUGAACAUCUGCUUACUAUUGGUGUUAUUCUCCCGUUGACUUUUUUUCUUUUGCAUUUAUAUAUACAUAUUAAGUUACUUAUUUAUUCACAUAAUGGGGUUGAAAGAUAUUGGGUCCAAAUUGCCACCGGGGUUUCGGUUUCAUCCAAGCGAUGAAGAGUUAGUUUGUCAUUAUCUUUGCAACAAGAUUAGGGCCAAAUCUGACCACGGUGAUGUUGAGGAUGAUGACGUUGAUGAAGCCUUGAAGGGUGCUAGUGAUCUUGUGGAGAUUGACUUGCAUAUUUGUGAGCCAUGGCAGCUUCCUGAUGUGGCAAAGCUGAAUGCAAAAGAAUGGUACUUCUUCAGUUUUCGCGAUAGAAAAUAUGCAACUGGAUAUCGUACAAACAGAGCGACGGUAAGUGGGUACUGGAAAGCAACAGGGAAGGAUCGGACGGUGAUGGAUCCACGAACAAGCCAAUUGGUAGGGAUGAGAAAAACACUGGUCUUCUACAGGAACAGAGCACCAAAUGGGAUCAAAACUACUUGGAUCAUGCACGAGUUCCGUCUUGAGUGUCCAAACAUGCCACCUAAGGUACUUGAUUAUUACCCCAACAACAAUAUUUCUUCACUCUUUCAUACUGCUAACCAUUAUUAGUAAUGAUCAUUUCACAAUAAUUACGUCUUAUUAAGCAUAAUUUGUAACGUAACUUAACUCACGACAUGUGUCUAUUCCUGGAUGUCGUCCCAUAGAUAUAGAUACCAAUAACUGUACCAGCGUCUUGGUUUUCAUGAAACUAAUUUGAACAAGGAGAUAGUAGUGUUUUUAAAUUUUCUAUUUGAGUGGAAAAUCAUGCUAUUUUAACUCGCUAGAAAAGUAUCAUUUAAUCCUUUUAAUUUCUUAAAAAUCCCAAAUUUUCAAAAAAUUAUUAUACUCCACAAAUCCAAUACAAUAUUUAUGUACCUCAAGAACAUUAGUCUAGACUAAUCUAUAAGUUCCGGUCAUAUGAUGUAUGCAUAUAUUAUACAUAGAGUAUGAUGCAUGUGGCCGGAAGUAAGUGAAUCAGCUUAUUAUAU